Monomorium pharaonis (pharaoh ant) is the source of this 1541-nucleotide messenger RNA. RefSeq lists its product as uncharacterized. NCBI's taxonomy places the organism in Eukaryota, Metazoa, Arthropoda, Insecta, Hymenoptera, Formicidae. The coding region runs from base 1 to 1374 and encodes 457 amino acids. The transcript has 6 exons. The record is from RefSeq and is a predicted model, not a curated record.
AUGAGCUCCGAAUACCUAAAGAUUUCGAAAGAAUCUUAUGAGCUUUACAAAAAGUAUCAGAACACUGUACAUGAAAGGAAUGUAGCAGGAGCAGCAGCAUCAGCAGCAAGAGCAGCGACAGCAAUCGCGCAUGACUCGCCGUUGGCGAACGUCACGUCCGAGAUCGAGGAACGUCGGUGCGACCUGAUCGGCCGCCAUCGGGAGCUCAGGAACAAAGUCUCUACGAUGGAACGCUCCAUCCCGGCUCUGUUGGCGUACAACAUGUGGAUGACAGAGCGAGAUUGUCGCGACGGGCCAUACGACAAAGUACGAGAGAUCAUGAAUAAGUUUUCGCCACAGCCGGACCCCGCCGACAGACUCCUUGGCGAAUUGAAGAGCGCGGUCGACGGCCUGCACCAGGAAACGACACAGUUGCAUGACAAGAUUAUAGACGCGGAUGUGAAACUGGAAGAAACUGGUAUGGAGUUGGAGUCCCUGGAGCUGGUUAAUAAGGAGAUGGAGGAAAAAUUAGCAGAAUUGCGCAAAGAAAUACAAAGGCGCAGUACACCCAGCCUGCAUUCCAUUCAUUCGGAAGAUCUCAUAUGUCUGGGAAAGAUUCGUCAGCUCGCCGAGGAAGAGUUGAAACUGAAGAACUGUAUCAGAGAAUUGGAAAACAAGGAGUUCACGUACAGACGGCAAAUGGGCAAGCUGUUGUCCUGCAAAAAAUUUCAGCGGGACAACGGAAAAAUGACGGAACGCGUGCAGGAGUCGAGGGAAACUGGUAAAAAGUUGUUCGAUCCAUCGGAAGAUUGCACGCGAAAUAAGUACUCCAUAAAGAAGAAAUAUAAUCUUGAAAAUAAGAAUCGAAAGACUUGCUGCUCGUGUGCGACGUCAAUAACUGCUUGGGGAAAAUCGCGUCCACCACUUCCAUGCUGCGUCCCUCUGGAACGUCAUGUAUCACGUGCGACCGCGAGUAAAUCGCGCGAUUGCAUUUGUUGCAAAUCUUGUCGACGAGUUUCUUCCACCGCAUCCAGACCUACGUAUUCGCCAAAGCCUCCCUACGAGUCUCUAUUCGAGGUCGCCUCGAAAACAGAUGUACCGCGACCAUUUAAACAAUUAACGCCACCUUCGGUGCCGUGUGAUCCUAAUAAAACGUGCAACGAGUGUACUAGUCCUGGCGCAUGCAAGCAAAUUAAUGUCUACAGGUACAGUUGCGAAAAAAAAGUUCACAAAGACGAAUUAAUGAUCAUAUGUGAUUGCAGUGUUAGAUCGUUGGGUGCUUUUCAAUCAGUGCCAUCGGAGAUGCAUUCGGGAUCGGAAACAAAUAACAGCAGUAGUGACGAGGAGUUUUGCGAAUGUUGCUCCUGUGGUUGCGAAGUCGACGAUUUAUUGUAGCAAUAUUACUUAAUAUUUGAACUUUCAAAUAUAUUCCUAUUUCUUAUGUUUAUAAAAUUAUUAUUAUAAAGAAAUAUUAUAAGAAAGAUAAUAUCAUUCACGUAUGUUCCAAUAAUCGAUAAUAGUAAUUUGAAAAUGUGUUCUAAUACAAAAAGUUCAUUAGAAGA